This is a messenger RNA of Nicotiana tabacum (common tobacco), 432 nucleotides long. The record is from the annotation of a RefSeq genome assembly. NCBI's taxonomy places the organism in Eukaryota, Viridiplantae, Streptophyta, Magnoliopsida, Solanales, Solanaceae.
AUGAAACAGAAAGGUGUUCCUUUAAGCCCUAAAGUCGUCCGCUUUCUCACCGGUCGCAGAAAGUCUUUUAAGAAAAAGGCUUCCCUAAAUUUUCGUGGCAUCCGGAUCGGGAUACCCCGGCACGACGAAGACUGGCCCCUUUGUUUCGGGGUACCGCCGUUGUCACGGAGCAUGGGAAGGACGCGCGGCGAUUACCCCGAAAACCUUCGCUUGCUUGGAGGCAUCUGGAGGCUCACGCAGCACAACCGGCGAGCAGAGCCAAGCCCAACCAUUACAGUCAGGAGACGCGUGGGCGUGACGUCCUGGAAGCGGACGUGUAAAGCAUAUCGCUUUUCGCAUAUCACUUAUCCCGGUCACCCCUUCCAUCCAGAGAAGGUAAGUUCAAAGCCUAAUUAUUUCCUUUUCUACUUAUUCACAUCCUCACUCGAAUAA